AUGGACAAUAGAGGAAACACGGCAUGCCUCAAGAAAAAAAAAGAAUUUGAAGGGAUGGAAUUUGAAAAAAAUGAAUCGGAAGAAAGAAAAAUCUACUUCCUCGGCGGGGAUAUUACAGAAGGAGCAGAUAAAGCACUAAUGAACUGCUGCAUUAAGCUAAAAGACGUUAUGCAAAGGGGAGGGAGCACAAGAGUAAGACUUCUCUGUGAUAGUGAAUUUCUGACGGAAAGGACAAGGAAAAUAACUGAAGUGGUAUUCUUGGAUACAGAACUCAAACUUGAAAUAUACGACAUGGAUAGAAGGAAACAGAAGGCUAAGGGAAAGAAGUACGAAGACCUGUUAAAAGAGGUAAGAGGGAAGUUUAAAGCCAAGGAGGUUAAAAAUUAUAUAAGAGAUCUCAAAAGAACCAGGAAUGGGGACCUUCUGAUUACAUUAAACAGGAAUGAGGACCCGGAGGGACUCAAAAGUAUUAUAUCGAAGAAGUGGGACGGAGACUCCAUUAAAAAUGCAGGAGACAAUAAAAUACCAAUAUACAUACAGGACAUAGACGCUAUCACCACUCAGGAAGAAGUUGAGGCAGCAAUAAAAACCUUAGUCGAGGGCGCCAAAAUGGAAGUUAAGCCAUUGAGACAAAUUGCAGGAGGCAGACAAACGGCAAUGGUAAUGGUGGACGAGGAAAGCGCCAAGGAAAUUUUAAAAGAAGGACAUAUUAAAAUAGGAUGGGCAAGCUGCAGGGCUAGAGAAAGGAUAGUGUUCGAGAAAUGCUAUAAAUGCUGGAAGAUGGGACAUAAGGCCUCGGAGUGUAUAGGACCUAGUAGAGAGGAUAGAUGUAGAAAAUGCGGCGACAGAGGACAUUACAUGAGAGACUGUACGAAUCAUAUUCCGUACUGCUGGACAUGUGAAGAACAAGGUCACAGUAACAAUAGAUGUCCUAAGUAUCAAAAAGCCCUCAGAGAAGAAAUUAGGAGGGCAAAUUCAAACUACAUACACUAA
Messenger RNA from Psylliodes chrysocephalus, 993 nucleotides. NCBI's taxonomy places the organism in Eukaryota, Metazoa, Arthropoda, Insecta, Coleoptera, Chrysomelidae. The record is from the annotation of a GenBank genome assembly.